This is a messenger RNA of Cicer arietinum (chickpea), 2182 nucleotides long. RefSeq lists its product as uncharacterized. NCBI's taxonomy places the organism in Eukaryota, Viridiplantae, Streptophyta, Magnoliopsida, Fabales, Fabaceae. The record is from RefSeq and is a predicted model, not a curated record.
UUUUUCAAUUCCUACAUAAUUUAGUCAAAUGGAAAAAAGUUGAUCUUUAAGGAGGGAGUAAUACUCGAUGGCUCAAAAAAUUGACAAAACCUUCGUCGCUACUUGAAUCCACAGCGAUAAACCACCUUUAUGAAAUGGCGCCAAAACCUUUCAACUUUCCCGUCAAGCGUACAACCGCCAUUUUCCUUCUAACCGCAACCACCGCUGCCGCUACUGCCAACUCCGACAAGCUCUCCUCUCUCACCGCCGACAAAAUCAGUCCUCAAAUCCACGGCAUCGUCCGCACCGCUCGCGCCGUCUCCACCGUUGCUUCCACUGUCAUCGACUACGAAUUCUCACUUUACGGCCAUCAAAGAGACUCCGAUCAGUAUCGUCAGACAAUUUCCCAGGUUCAUCUACGUUCUGCGGAGAGGUUUCUGAAGUUAUGCGAAGCCAACAAAGGGUUUUAUGUAAAAGCUGGACAGUUCAUUGCUUCGCAAAAAGUGCUUCCGAAAGAGUACUCUUCAACUUUGUCUGCGUUACAGGAUCAGGUUGCUUCUCUUUCAUUUAAAGUCAUUGAGAAAGUGUUGAAGGAUAAUCUUGGACCUGAUUUCUCUGAGAUGUUUUUGUCCAUUGAUGAACAGCCUAUAGGCGCUGCAUCUAUUGCUCAAGUUCACCAUGCAGUACUAAAAGAUGGUCAAGAAGUAGCAAUCAAGGUGCAAUAUCCUUGGAUAGAGCAACAGAUGCAUUUUGAUACAAGAACAAUGUAUUUCCUAUCAAAGACUAUUGCAUGGCUAUACCCUCAAUACAGGUUUGAGUGGCUACCAUUAGCAUUUGCCAAAACUGUGUCUUCAGAACUUGAUUUUGUUCAGGAGGCAAGGAAUUCUGAGAGAGCAGCCAAAAAUUUCAGAAACAACAAAAUGGUCAGAAUUCCUCAUGUAUUCUGGGAGUUGACAACAAGGCAAGUCCUAACCAUGCAGUUUUAUACAGGACACAAGAUUGAUGACUUGGAUUUUCUGAAUCGGAUUGGGGUUGAUCCAGAAAAGGUAGCAAAAUCACUGAUUGAGCUGUUUGCUGAAAUGAUAUUUGUGCAUGGUUACAUACACGGUGAUCCACAUCCUGGUAAUAUACUAGUUUCUCCUGAAGGUCCUAAUGGUUUCUCUUUGGUUCUUCUAGAUCAUGCAGUGUACAGGGAAUUGGAUGAAGAAUUUAGAAAAGACUUCUGUCAGUUAUGGGAAGCUUUGAUUCUCAAGGACUUGAAGAAAACACUGUGGCUUGGUGAGCAAUUUGGUGCCGGGAAGUAUUCUCGAUACUUACCCAUCAUUUUCACUGGAACAACUAUUGAAAGCAAAUAUUCUUAUGGAAUGUCAAUCAAGGAAAAAGAGACUAUGAAACAUGAAUUAAAAUCUCUGUUGUUUGAGGACUUGUCUUCAUUCAUGGAAUCUAUGCCGCCAGAUUUUAUUGCUAUAUUGCGUGUUGAUGCACUGCUAAGGUCUACCAUUAGAAAGAUGGAUGUCUCACGGUUCAUCAGAUUGCAAACUUACACCAAAUAUGCAGUAUAUGGUCGUCUAUGUCCAAAAUUGAAUAGUGAAUUGUGUAAAAUGCCCGGAACACACAUUUAUUUCGCUGUGAAAGCUGUUUUCUUAAGUUUCAUAUCAACAUUAAAAUAUCUCCAUAUCCUAAUCAAAGUCCUUAUGGGGGCCAUUGAGGGUACCCCUUGGCAGCACAAAGUGAAGUAUGUACAGAAUUACUUGUAUCGCAAGAUUGGUAGUACCGACCUCUGGGGCCUUCUGGUCCAUUCCAUUUUUCUUCUUUUUUGUAUUCGUCCUGAUGCUUUGUUUUGAACAUUUGAAUUCUAUGUCUAAAGAGAGAGCUCGUUGACGGUAUACGAGCUCCAUCCUAAUGCAGGUCGCAAUCUGCAAAUUGCCAAAAAUUGGGGUCAAUCUUCGAGCUUUCCAUCUAAAAGCUUGAGUUAUAAUCACCUUUGGAAUUACAUAUUUUCUGUCAAAUGUCACAAACUGAGUAAAACAACAAAUUAUAGAGUUGAAAAGUCACAUACUGAAUGAUAAAAGUUACAUAUUUACUGCCAAAGUCACUGAAGCUUCAGCACUAAUUUUAUAAUUUUUUUUAGAGUGCCUUGUAAACAAUUUAUUAAGAUUUAAUAACAAAGAAUUGUGUGAACUUCUGGAAGAGCUUAUAAAAA